Molecule: messenger RNA, 2064 nt
Organism: Plectropomus leopardus (leopard coralgrouper)
Lineage: Eukaryota; Metazoa; Chordata; Actinopteri; Perciformes; Serranidae
Gene: crtac1a
Product: cartilage acidic protein 1a
Biological process (GO): axonal fasciculation
Source: RefSeq, a predicted model, not a curated record
UAGAGGCUGAAGUUGUGUAAGGUGGAGACCUGACAAAUUAUAUAGUACACGGUGCCUAACACACUUACAUCACUGAAGCGAAGUUACAUUAUUUCCAUCUCUGUGCACAGAUAGAGCUGUCAGGCCGCAGUGAUGUGGGGUUCAGGACUGUUGCUCCUCCUGGUAGGACUCUGGCAUCAGUCCCAUGCCCAGAGCUCUGAGUCCAUGCUUAAGGUUGUUACACAGACGAUGCUUCCUCCGGACAGUCUGCACAAUCCCACACAACUCAACUAUGGGAUGGCUGUGACAGAUGUGGAUGGUGAUGGCGACUUGGAAGUGGUUGUGGCGGGGUACGAUGGGCCCAACUUGGUGCUGAAGUACAAUUACACUCAAAACAGACUGGUAAACAUUGCUAUUAAUGACAACAACUCUCCAUACUACGCCCUGAGGGACAUAGCAGGAAAUGCUAUUGGAGUCACUGCCUGUGAUGUGGAUGGAGAUGGACGUGAGGAGAUCUACUUCCUCAACACAAACAGCGCCUAUUCUGGACGGGCAACUUAUUCAGACAAGUUGUUCAAGUUUCGAAAUGGUCGUUUUGAAGAUAUUCUGGAGGACGAGCUCAAUGUGCGCCGUGGGGUUGCUAAUCACAUGGCAGGACGUUCGGUUGCAUGUGUUGACAGAAAGGGAACAGGCCGUUACUCGGUCUACGUGGCCAACUACGCCAGUGGCAACAUCGGUCCCCACGCUCUCUUAGAAAUGGAUGAAGCUGCCAGUGAUGUUGAGAAGGGCAUCAUCGCUCUGUCUGACGUGGCUGCCGAGGCCGGGGUCAACAAGUUCACAGGUGGGCGCGGCGUGGUGGUCGGACCAGUCCUGAGCCAGACGAGGUCGGAUGUUUUCUGUGACAAUGAGAACGGACCCAACUUCCUGUUCAAGAAUAAUGGAGAUGGGACUUUUGUUGAUAUGGCCAAACAGGCAGGUGUGGCGGACCGGUACCAGCAUGGCAGAGGAGUUGCACUGGCUGACUUCAAUGGUGAUGGAAAGACGGAUAUCAUCUACGGCAACUGGAACGGCCCACACAGACUUUUCCUGCAGCGCAGCGACUCUAAAUUCAAGGACAUAGCCACCGGAGAAUUUGCAGCUCCCUCACCUAUUCGCACAGUCAUCGCUGCCGACUUUGACAAUGACAAGGAACUGGAAGUGUUUUUCAACAAUAUUGCUUACAGAGGGGAAGCCCCAAACAGGCUAUUCAGGGUUUCAAGGAGAGUUAAUGCAGACCCUUUGAUCCAGAAGCUUAACGUGGGAGAUGCUGCAGAGCCAAGGGGGCGAGGGACAGGCGGGACCGUGACAGACUUAGAUGGAGACGGACAGCUGGAGCUGUUGCUGGCACAUGGAGAGAGUGCUAAGCAGCCAAUCUCUGUCUUCAAGGUCACACAGGGCUCAUCCAACAACUGGCUUCGGGUCAUCCCUCGCACACGAUUUGGCUCUUUUGCACGGGGAGCCAAGGUGACAGCCUUCACCAGUCAGAGUGGAGCACACACACGCAUCAUUGAUGGAGGCUCAGGGUACCUGUGUGAGAUGGAGCCAGUCGCACACUUUGGAUUAGGGAGUGACAAUGUGACGGUACUGGAGGUCUCCUGGCCAGACAGCAGCUCCACCACUCGAACCCUUCAGCCUGGUGAAAUGAACUCAGUGGUGGAAGUAGCCUAUCCCAGAGCAGGGGAAACAUCUCUGCUUGCCAAUGACACGCAGUGUGGCAAAGGCUUUGUGGUCAGGAAUGGCCGCUGUGCAGGUCUGUGAAGACAAUCAUAUCAAAUGCAAUAAAAAUUUGCUUUGGAAAAUGCAGUCUUACAGAAAACAUGUUUUUUAAAGACUUUUUUGUCUGUAGCUGAAGACAAGAGCCUUGUUUUUAUUACUCUAUGAGUAGUGUAAUGUGUUUGUGUUUCUUAUUUUUUCCCUUUGAUUGUUUACUUGAGUUUUUCUUCUUUUUUUUUGUUUCUCAUGUUUUUCCUUUGAUUGUUUACUACAACUGCUAGCUUAUUUUUUAUGUGUCAUGGCAAACUCCCUAAAUAAACAGCUACAAAUCAA